This is a messenger RNA of Triticum dicoccoides, 4632 nucleotides long. RefSeq names its product protein DETOXIFICATION 19-like. The record is from RefSeq and is a predicted model, not a curated record. NCBI's taxonomy places the organism in Eukaryota, Viridiplantae, Streptophyta, Magnoliopsida, Poales, Poaceae. Gene Ontology annotation, biological process: xenobiotic detoxification by transmembrane export across the plasma membrane. Gene Ontology annotation, molecular function: xenobiotic transmembrane transporter activity; antiporter activity. Bases 2931 to 4379 code for a protein of 482 amino acids. Gene Ontology annotation, cellular component: membrane. The transcript has 7 exons.
AAUUCAAGAAUACUAGCUCGAGUCCCGGCAUAUGUUGUCCCAAACAUAUUGCCCUUUCAAUUUCAUCCAAUAAUGCUUGUGUGUGAAUGGUCUGUUAUCUGACUUGUAAUACAUCACGACAGCGCGUCUACACUACACAACAUGUAGAGCAACAACGAGUGAAAGAAUCAAUCAACAUGUAGAGUAAGAAGAAGCAAACUUACGAUCUUCAUGGUUGAUGCACGCAAUGGCCGCAUUGCCUCUAGGCAAUCAACCGCGCCACAAUACUUCACGACGGAGCUCUGGAUGGUGUAUAAUCGAUACGCUAAGGACUUGACACUACGUUCUUAGAGAAUGAUGUGCAUGCCAUAGGGCACAAUGCGCUUUCGCGCAUGAAACGAACCCAUGCAAUGCACCUGUUGCCAAAAGACCCACUUCUGCUCCUGCCUACGAAGUACACAGAUACAACCAACCACGCAUCACACAACUCCUCCUUCACCGAGUACCCUGACAUCCUUCUUACUCUAAAAAUGACAUGAAGUUCUAAAAUGAACUCAAUGACAUUUGACCAAACACCUGUCGGGCGUGGUGUCCGCCAUGGACAGUGUCUACAUGGGGGCAAAUGGUACAUGGCUGCGGAUGAAUCCUGAGUGGACGACACCGUUCUACUAGACAAGUAGGCACGUUGGCAGGAGUUGAGGACGUUCGAUAAUGUCUGGGUGGCAAUCAGAUAGGUACAAUGGCGACAUCGGAGGAGGAGGGUGUGGAUGCAAAACAGGGGGGAGUGGAAGAGAAUGGGACUGGGAGGGAGGAUUUGAGUCGGCCGAGGGUGUUGGAAGUCCCACGUGGUGGCGGCGGUCCAGACUCCCGCAAUCCCCUUCCCCGCUCCCAAUUUACGGGAAAAGUACACCCGGGGCGCCGAGCGAACCGAUAUAGGAGCGUAUUGGAUGGCAAAACAUGUUUGGACCGUGCGGUCCGGACGGGUGCCGGUGGUUUGACGGUCCGCGUUGGAGAUGCCCUAAGGACACUGGAGUAUGUUGUGUACACCAAAUAUGAGGAAUAAUUUCCUUUUUGAUGAAAGCAUGUUAGAAGAAAAGCAAGAUGGAGAUGCUUGUGAAACAGAAUAUCAUGUCACAUAGGACAUGAAUUUCAAAUAAAUAUCAUUCACCAAAGAAGCAAAUUCUCUAAUAAAGAAAAGUAUAAAUUAAUUUGUUGUCAAACGAAGCUACCUAAUACACAAUAUUACUAACAAGGUAGAAGAAUGAAUUAGUUGCAUUGGAUGGAAAAGUGGAAGCACGAAUUAAUUGUAUUGGAUGCAAAUUUGAAUAAUUAUGGUAAAAUGUUUUGCUACGUACGGGCAUCUUCAACGUUGACUAGUAAAUUUGCUUCGGUAUCCUUCCGUGGACAAGAGACUAGUUCGCGGACAUGAAUGUUGGAGCCGGCCAUCCAACACUGCCCACAUACAUCUCAAGUCAGAUUUUGACUUAGCAGAUGAAAUUCAUGCAAACCAGCUAUUCAUCAAAGUUCGGAAAGAAAAUAGCACAAAUCAUCUAUACAUAGCAUGCAAAUAAGUCUAGUACAACCAUGUCUCAAAUUUGAUGUCCAACAAGUUUUUAAGCGGAUCAUGUCGUCCCACACAUACUGUCCCUCCAUCUUCACCCAAUAGUGUGUGUACGUAAAUGGUCUUCCCUCAUUUCUGUGGUACAUCACUACAACACGUACGGGCUACACAACGUGCAAAAGAAUAUUGAGUGAAUGAAUGAUUCAAUCAACAAGUUGUGGAAGGAGAAGCAAAACUUGCGUGCAAUGACCACCUUGACUCCAGCUGAGCAACUACAUGACAAAACUUGGUGACGAUGGUCUGGAUGGCGUACCAUCGAUACGAUAUUGACCUCACAUUGCGAUCAUGGGUGAUAUGCAUGUCGCAGGACGCAAUGUGCUUUCGUGCAUGAAACAAUUCAUGCACUUGCUACCAGAAGGUCAUCCCUCUGCUCUUGCCUACGAAAUCCGCGGAUACGACCAACCACGCAUCGCACAACAACUCAUCCCCAUGGUCGAGUACCCCGCAAUCCUUCUUACUCUGAAAAAUCAACAUGACGUUCGAAAAUAAGCUCAAUUACAUUUGACCGAACACUUGCGGACGUGGUGGCCGCCAUGGAGGUCGUCGACAUGGUGGCAGAGUGUACCUGGGUACAAACGGCUCCAAGGGGGAUAGUGCCAUCGUAAAAGGCGAGCGGGCGCGUCGGUGUUGAUUGUGAACGUCCAACAAUGCUUGUGUGGCGGCCGAAGAGGUACAACGGCGGCGAGGUGGAGAGUGCAGAUGCAAAGCAAAGGGAAGAAGUGGCGGAGUGAAAGAAAAUUGGACCGGAAGGACGGAUUUAGUGGGCCUGAGGUGUCGGAGUCCAACUGUUGUCCGGACUCCGGCAACCCACCCCCAGUUUAUCUCCACAUUGCAGGAGAAAGCGCGUCCGGACCGCCGAGCGAACCGAUACAGGACUGCGUUGUAUGGCUUCCGCGGUCCGGACCGCGGGGUCCAGACGUAUGCGGGCGGUUUGAGGAUUGGUGUUGGAGAUGCCCUAAGAAAAUCUGUAAUUGUUGUGAUGAAUUUAUUUUCUGUAUUUGUUUGUUGGAAGCAAUCACAGACUUAAAAAACGAAAAUAGAGUUUUCAAUGUAUUUAUUAUGGGAACCAUCAAUUUCUAUAUUUCAUGGCAGCAAAUCAUGACUUACCAAAAACAACAGAAAAUGGAGAUGCGUAAUUUUUGGAAAGCAGUUUUCAAUUUGGACCGCUAUCUCGCCAUCCGCUGGUACCCGCUUACCAAAAACAACAAAAACAACAGUGUUCAAGGCGGCUCACCCGCUGCUACCCGCUAAUCUCCAAUCCACAUCGCCAUCGGCGCCCCACGCCCACGAUCUAGCCGAGCUCUUCUCCUCUCUCGUGCGGCGGGCCGACAUGUCUUCGGCCCCGCCGCCCGGUGCGCGCGAGCCCGCCGACGGCAAGGACGGCGAGGCGAGGCCCCGCUCGCAGGCGUGGUUACGCCGCUUGAUCGACACGGAGGAGGCAUGGGCGCAGCUGCGGUUCGCGGUGCCGAUGGUCCUGACCAACAUGUCCUACUACGGCAUCCCGCUGGUGUCCGUGAUGUUCUCCGGCCACCUCGGCAACGUCGACCUCGCCGGCGCCACGCUCGGCAACUCCUGGGCCACCGUCACCGGCUACGCCUUCGUCACCGGUAUGAGCGGCGCCCUGGAGACGCUAUGCGGGCAGGCCUAUGGCGCCCAACUAUACCGCAUGCUAGGACUGUACCUGCAGUCGUCGCUCAUCAUGUCGGCGGUGGUGUCCGUGGCCAUCGCCGUCAUCUGGCUGUUCACGGAGCCGCUGCUUCUGUGCCUGCGUCAGGAGCCCGAGGUGUCCCGCGCCGCCGCGGUGUUCAUUCGGUACCAGAUCCCCGGCCUGUUUGCCUUCUCCUUCCUGCAGUGCCUUCUGCGGUACCUGCAGACGCAGUCUGUUGUCGUGCCGCUCGUCGUCUGCUCCGUGGUCCCAUUCGUGGUCCACGUCCCGCUGAACUACCUUCUGGUGAACGUGCUCGGCUUUGGCCUCGCCGGCGCAUCUGCCGCCAUCUCCACCACCUUCUGGUUCUCCUGCCUGAUGCUGCUUGGGUACGUGAUGUGGUCCAAGAAGUUUAGCGAGACGUGGAAGGGCUUCUCCCCCGACGCGUUCAACUAUGUGCUGCCGACGAUCAAGCUCGCCACACCCUCCGCCAUCAUGGUUUGCUUGGAGUACUGGGCGUUUGAGCUUCUGGUUCUUAUCGCGGGCCUGCUACCGAAUUCCACAGUGAGCACGUCAUUGAUCGCCAUGUGCGCGAGCACGGAGGCGAUUGCCUAUAUGAUCACCUACGGAUUCAGUGCCGCUGUAAGCACCCGGGUGUCGAAUGAGAUCGGAGCUGGGAACGUCGACAUGGCGAAGAAUGCGGUCGCGGUGACGCUGAAGUUGUCGGUGUUCCUCGCUUUCUCCUUCGUCCUGCUGCUGGGCUUCGGCCACGGCCUUUGGGCGAGGCUCUUCAGCGGGAGUGAGGUGAUUGCGGCAGAAUUCGCGGCCAUCACCCCGCUCGUGAUGGUAUCGAUCGUGCUCGACUCCGCGCAGGGCGUGCUGUCAGGGGUGGCGAGGGGCUGCGGAUGGCAGCACCUGGCGGCAAUAACGAACCUUGUGGCGUUCUACUUCAUCGGCAUGUCGUUGGCCAUCCUCUUUGCCUUCAAGCUCAACUUCUACACCAAGGGUUUAUGGUCGGGUCUGAUCUGCGGGCUGACUUGCCAAACCAUCACGCUGGUGGUGAUCACCGCCCGCACGAAAUGGUCCAAGAUCGCGGAUGCGAUGCAGCAAGAGAAGGCCAACUAUGUCGCUUGAUCGAUAAUAUUGUUUGUGGCUAGCACUUGUAUGUAUGGGGUUUUGUGAGAUGGCCAGAGGGUGCGAUGCUUGAGCUGUUGUUUAGCCUUAUGAAGUAAGCUAUAGCUUUUUUGACCGUGUACUUCGAGGCAAUUUAUGUCUCAGAAAGAUCGAACCUGUAAUGGCAAUUAACCAGAGAGUAUACAGGAGAAGCAUACGUACCGGGCCGUCGAUGCUCCACCCUCCCAACCGCACCCAUGGUCAUGGAUGUUCA